Molecule: messenger RNA, 3180 nt
Organism: Biomphalaria glabrata
Lineage: Eukaryota; Metazoa; Mollusca; Gastropoda; Planorbidae
Product: MAM and LDL-receptor class A domain-containing protein 1-like
Exons: 8
Coding region: 427-1857 (476 amino acids)
Biological process (GO): nervous system development
Cellular component (GO): membrane
Source: RefSeq, a predicted model, not a curated record
UACAGUGCCUAGUGUCCAACUACUUUCAACCAGGACUCUGAUUCACUGAGAUUGUCUUCAAACUUAUCAUAAAGUGACUAGAGUGACACCUCCGUCAUUGUGUCUAUUAAAAGCGUGUUAUUGUUUCAACAUUUUCUUGUGCGGGACUAGAAAACACAUCGCUAAUUAUUUGUACAGGCUUAAUUUUAGCGGAUAUGACUCUCUUCGAGUAAACAGAAAGGCAUCUCUAUAUUCUUUAAAAAGUACGUGACAUGUUAAGUGUAUUCUUGCUAAUUAUAAGGGUUCACAUCCUUAAGGCAGGUAGUUCACAGAUAAAUUUAGAUCAGUAGAGAAGAAUACAAUAUUAAAUCAUAUAAAAGAUAGCUAUGAAUUAUAUUAGUCAUUAUGCAAUAACAAAAAGUAGUUGUGUUAAAAUAAAAGUCUUCUAUGACGUUUAGAGCAAUGCUGCCCAUUUGCUUUGGUAUUAUACUGCUUACAACAUUGUGUGUUUACAGCAAUCCAAUUGACCCGCCGUGUCGCAAAUUAGACUUACCUAAUGGUCACUUCAGCUACCGCAGACAAAGAUCGAAUGCUCCCUAUGUUAACUUCACCUGUAAACAUGGAUUCCAGCUGCUUGGUGCUAAUGUAGCCUUGUGUAUCAAAGGAGAGUGGACCAACCCUGAACCUAAAUGCAUUGCUGCCGGGUGUAUCACGCCCAGUGUUGAGCCUCCUCUGUCAAUACUGACAUUUCAUGGCGGUGCCCUGCUACAGUUUGUCUGUGAUGUCGGGUUCAGAAGAAAAGGUCACGAAACGGUUUAUUGCAACGGAAGUCAUUGGAACGAAGAGCCGCCAUCAUGUGAAGUUAACCAAAGCCAUGGAUGCAAUUUCGAGGACGGACUUUGUGGAUGGAGCCGCGACCUAACUGGCAACAUCACGUGGAUUCGACACAGGGGCAAGACGCCUACUCCAAACACUGGGCCAUCUGUAGACCACACGACGAACAAGACUUUUGGUUAUUACCUGUACAUUGAGUCUUCAGUACCAGAACCAAGCGGUAAAGUGGCCAGGAUACUGUCGCCCUUGUACUUCGAGCAUGAAUUAGAUGGUCUCUGUCUUGAGUUCUUUUACCACAUGUAUGGUGACGAUGAUCUCGGAAGUCUGGAGGUUUUUCUAUUGCCCGUCAAUGGGACGUUCGAAGAGUUGAACGCAAGUCAAAGAGUUUUUCUGGAGAAAGGCAAUAAAGGAAAUCGCUGGAUCCGAGCAGAAGUUACCUUAUCAGAUCAAACAGAACCUUUCCAGAUAGUACUUCAAGCUACGCUGAGUCAAAGUGUUGCCAGUGACAUUGCAGUGGAUGAUCUUCUCUUCGUUAAUUGUUCGCAGACAACUGUCAGCACAGUGUUUACAACACAAUAUGAAGUGUCCAGUGAUCGUCUAGCGGACUCAACAUCUACCUGGGCAGCCACCACUGUGAAGGAUCUGGUGCUAGUGGUGACAGAAGGUCAAGACGCAACUCUUGAAGACUCCCCAGCGACUGGUGCUGAAAAUGAUUCAACUGCUCCAUUCACUUCUGAACAAACUGCCACAAUUUUUCGAAUUAACACUUCAAUUACUUCUGGAGUAACGAAGAUUUCGUCUUACGAAUUUUCUGACUCUAGUUCCACAACUGAUAGUUCUAACUCGUUGCAGGAAUUGGAUGCGCACAUUUUAUUCACUAUUAUAUUCAGUGUCGUGUCCGUGUUGUUCGUGGGGGUUGUACUCCUCGGCGUUUCAGUAUGGAGGUGGGCAAAGUAUAAAGAUAGCAAGGAAAAUGUUUUGAAAAUGAUGAACUUUGAUAGGGUUCGAUUACAAAAUAAAACUGAAAUAGAAGCCCAUAAAUGAUAUUCGAUUAGGCUAAAUGAAAAGUUAAAGUGGUAUCGUGAACUAAAAAAAAGUAAGAUUUUGAUCAUUGCCAUAUUGUGUAUAUUUUAAGACCAACAGACAUUAAUCACAACUGGAUAAUGUUAUUUGAGAGUCAAUGCUGUCAGCUAAUAUUGGACUUUUCAUGUCUUUAGAUAUUGAGCAUGACUGACGAAGUGAGAGCCAACGUUUAGUUCAAACCGGAGAACCCUAAAAGGAUUUGUUGAUACAACGUUUUCGUUUAUUUCGAUUUUAAAACAAGCAAAAUACACACAAAAAUACUUUUUUUUUAUAAAACAUAGCUUAUAUGAAGUGUAUCAGUUUGUUUGGAUCAGUCACGUGAUUAAAUUUUGUAAUAAGCCUCGGACCACAAUCUAUACAGGAGACUAAUGCAGCUUAUACCAUCACUUUAGUCAAGUACUAUUUCUUUCCAUUGGAAAAGGGACUAACUCAGCUUAUACCACCACAUCAGUCAAGUGCUAUUUCUUUCUCUUGUUUGAGAUACCAAACAAAGUAAUUUAUUACUAAUAAUCAAAUAACUAAUUGGUUAUUUUUUUAUAUUCUUGUAUUGUCAGGUAAAAGAAAUAAUUCUGCAAAAUUUCAGCUUGAUCCGAGAUUGCGUGUCGAAGAAUUAAACUUUUGGACAGACAGACAGAGUCAGUUGAUGUAAGCUUUCAAAAAUACUCAAUAUCAGUGUGCAUAAUGUGUAUAUUAUAUCUGUUUUCUAAAGAAAUGUCAACAUUUAUCUUUCUAAAUUAUGAUGGACUUUAUGGAUGACAACUUCACACCAGAUGUUUCAAAUAUCUAACUUACAGUGAAUGUCUCCAUAGAAUGUGAAUUUCUGAUCUCUCCAAGUCAGAAUUUGAAGAUAAUUUAUUUACGUUAUAUGAUGGUUCUAUAUGACUUUGCUUAUGAGUGAAUCAGUUCUAGUAUAGAAAUAUGUGGCGUGGGUAGGUUUUAAAAAUAGUAGAUGCACUUUCAAUGCAUACAGCUUCUUGGUCUUCAAACUAUACAUCAUGUCUGGAAUUGAUUAUUUUGAGUCAUUAAAAAUUCUGUGUUUAUAAAAGAGUUAAUGCAACGUAAAGUCAUUUCUUAUACUCUUUAAUUGUAAUCUUAGAGCCGAGUCAGUGACAAAUAUUAUAUGUCUCUGUUGUUGGCCUACAAAGUUAGUUCUUUUUAUUUUUUCUUAAAGGACUUCCUCUUUCUCGUAAAAAAUAAGUAAUUUUUACGAUGGAUUUAAUGCCCUUGUAAAAACUGUAAGUAAUUAGCCAUGGUACCUUAUUCGUAACAUUCUUCUCAAAAUAA